Messenger RNA from Peniophora sp. CBMAI 1063, 1155 nucleotides. The record is from the annotation of a GenBank genome assembly. Lineage: Eukaryota; Fungi; Basidiomycota; Agaricomycetes; Russulales; Peniophoraceae.
AUGCGCACGCCUAACUCGGCAAUUCGCCCUCCCUGCGGCAGUCAAUCACCUUCCAAUUUCGUUGACCUCUUUUGGCGCUUACAGCCUCAUGGACCGCCAUCUCAGCCUCAGCCUCAACUUGCCUUUGACGGCCAUCGCCCUCCUGGUCUUCGCCUUACAGCCGCUUGCCUCUUUUAUAUACACAAGAUGCAAGACGUGCGCGACGCCGGAGAGCCUUUCGCAGCCCUCGACGCAGACGUAAUCUUACGCUCUUCAGACAACGUCGAUUUUCGGUCUUAUCGUAUCGCUCUGAAGUUGGCAUCACCGAUCUUUGAGACCAUGUUCGCUCUUCCCACUCCGCAAAGAGGAUCCGGCGGCGACGAGCAAAAGGACGGCAUCGCGGUGGUGUGCAUGGCAGAAAACGAGAAGGCUCUGCGCAUGUUACUAUCGCUCUGCCACGCAAACGUAGAGAUGGCGCUUGACACGCUCGACGAUAUCGCGACAGCCGUGCAACUAGCGAGCAAGUUCGAGUUGCAAAACGCCAGAAUCGCCAUUCGCCUGCUAUUGCGCGAGUUCGCAUCCACAGAUCCCGAGCGCGUCUACGCUCUGGCUUGGGCGAUGCAGUCCCGAGAGCUUGUGCUCCGCGCGGCCGAGAAAUCGCUGUCGUCGCCCCUCAUCCUCCCGAAACGCGCCGAGACGAGCGUACCCGAGUUCCACGACAUCUCUGCGCACGCUCUGCGCCAGUUAAUCACCUUUCAAUCUCGAUGUAUAUUCGCCGCUUCGCGUAUAGGGGAGGAUCUCAGCUGGUUAAGGGCGGGACAGAUCCCGGCUCGCGGGAAGGAAAAGGGGGAAGAUAUUGGCCGGUGCUCGAGCUGCCACGACACAAAAGUGCAGCUGAAAGAACCUACGGGCAGAGAAACUCGGAUUAAGAACUGGUGGCUUGACUAUCUCAAACGCGUCGGAAAGCUCUUCGAAGAGGACAUCAACGCCGGCGGUGUCGUACGAAACGGGUUGCCCAUUCUAUUCGCUUGUGCGAGCGACGCCUCGUGUAGUGGCGGCUGUACGACUCAAGAGAUCACGUCCACGCUGGUCUUAACGGCGGAGUCAGUGGUGGAAGUACGCAUCAGGGAAAUUGUCGAGGAGGCUCUGCAGAAACUCGAAACGCCGUUCGGAUGA